Messenger RNA from Geodia barretti, 1470 nucleotides. Lineage: Eukaryota; Metazoa; Porifera; Demospongiae; Tetractinellida; Geodiidae. The record is from the annotation of a GenBank genome assembly.
AUGCCUCAAGCGAUAGGUGUCUGGUGUGAAGAAGAAGGGCACGAUGUUACACUCGAGUGUUAUACUGGUUUUGGGAAUUUGAUUGAAGAUUUGCCCGAUAACCUAGACUUAGCCUUCAUAGGUACUUUUACCCAGGGUGCACAACUUGCCUAUGCGUUGAGCAACCGGCUUCGAUCGGAAGGCACCAUCACCGUAUUAGGUGGGCCUCACGCCCGUUGCUAUCCAGAAGAUGCACAGCAAUACUUCGAUUACGUUCUUGGCUUUACUGACAAGUCUGUGAUCCGAGAAGUCUUAUCUGAUUGUUCACAAUACCGACCGAUUGGUACAUACCUCUCAGCGAAACAGCAGCCGACAACACUCCCUAGCGUACGUGAGCGUUGGCCGUUUAUUGAACCGAUAUUGCGAAAAGCACCGCUUGUCAAAGCUGUUCCAAUGCUUGGGAGUAUGGGUUGUCCCUACACCUGUGCUUUCUGUAUUGAUGCAAGUAUCCCCUACCGUCCUUUUGAUUUUGAGGUCAUCAAGGAUGACCUCCGUUUUCUGUUGCGCCAGUUCAAACGUCCUUUAGUCGGAUGGCAUGACCCCAAUUUUGGGGUUCGAUUCGACGACUACAUGGGUGCAAUUGAGGAGGCGAUACCACCGGAUAGCAUCAGUUUCGUUGCUGAAAGCAGUUUAUCACUCUUGUCAGAGACCCAUCUCAAACGGUUCAAGCGAAACGGAUUUAAGGCAAUCCUACCCGGUAUUGAGUCGUGGUAUGACCUCGGUAACAAAUCGAAGACAGGUUCGAGGGUAGGAGAAGAAAAAGUCCAGAAAGUCUCUAGCGAAAUCAAUACCAUCCUGAAAUAUAUCCCUUAUGUACAAACCAACUUUGUAUUCGGACUUGACACCGACCAGGGUGCUGAACCGUUUGAACUGACCAAACGAUUUGUGGAUAUGACACCCGGCGCGUAUCCGUCCUAUAAUUUGCUGACCGCCUAUGGAAGAGCCGCACCGCUCAAUCUGGAUUAUCAACGUGCAAACCGCGUUAUUCCACUUCCAUUUCACUUCCUGAACAAUGAUAUGAUGAACGUAAAGCCAAGCAAUUACUCAUGGACCGAAUUCUACAAACAUAUGGUUGAUUUAGGAAGCCAUACAUUUUCGUGGAAGUCCAUUGUUAAUCGUUGCAAAGCAAAUGAGGUGCCUAUUGCAGGGUGGCUGACUGUACCACGAGGUAUGUCAACAAGACGCCAUAAAAUCGGGCGAUACGUGCAAGUACUUCAACAGCUCGAAAGUGAUUCCAAGUUCCGAGCUUACUUUGAACAAGAAACGACUGAGUUACCACAGUUUUAUAUCAAUCGAAUACGGAAAGACCUAGGCUCCCUGUGGGAGUGGCUUCCUGAUGGGGCAUUGCAUUACGAUCCGAAUGCCUACCUCAAAUCGGAACAAGCGAAUAGCACCGAAGUUAUCGACUUAAAAAAGUUGAAGCGUGGAUAA